UCUCUUUCACUCUCGUUUCUGUCUGAGAAGAUUGUUAAAGGGCUCAGCGAAUGUCAGAGAGCUGGGAAGGAGAGGACAGGUACUGGCUUAUUACUUGUCAUUAAUUUAAUUACCUUACAGCACUUUUUUUUUAUUCCUUAAAAACUGCUGCUUUCACCUGUGUCCAUCUCAUUUUUUUGCUCGAGGCUCCAACAUUCGAAAAGCUUAAAGACAGCAGAAAGUGAAGAGCCGCAGUAUCAUGACAAGGAAGGUGUUCACCAACACUCGUGAGCGCUGGCGGCAACAUAAUGUCAACACUGCCUUUGCAGAGCUGCGGAAACUCAUCCCCACUCACCCACCCGAGAAAAAGCUCAGUAAGAACGAGAUUCUACGGCUAGCCAUGCGCUACAUCAAUUUUCUGGUUACUCUUUUGGAAAACCAGGGCGGGGAACCAACGGCUCACUCUCAAGCCGCACUUCUCACACUGCUUACAGGGAACAUGCAAAAUCUGCGCACUGACCGCACCUGGAACAGCGACACUGACCCACCCUCGCCCGGGUCCAGCUGCGAGAGUUCAGAAGCGUGGUAGACGCGUGUGACUUGACGGUUGCACGAAUAGAACUUAAGGAUUUUAAUUUCUCCUCAAUAGACUGUUCUGAACUAAAGUGUCAGCAUUCCAUUAGAGGAUUCUAUGAUUGUGACAUUGUCAGUGUGGUGAAAUCAAAGUUCCAUCUCCAUGGAGACAUAAAGCUGAAGCGGAUUCCAGAUUCUUGGAUUGUUCAUUGUGACACUUUAGUGGUCGUUAUGACAUCACAGUCACUCAUUCCAUCAACGCCGUUUGGAAAUAAUUGAUCUGCAGGAACCUAGAGACUAAAACAUUAAUGUGUUGGGGUUAUUUGCUAAUGCUUCAAAACUGCCAUUAUUUGUAAGUUAGCAGAGGCCCUGAGCAGCAUGCAUUGUCAAGGAUGCACUUUAUGAGCAUCUCACCUGUACUUUUUUUGCAUUUAUUUAAUUGAAUCUCUUUGACUGAAUGAACAACAAUGAAUACACUGCAACCUCUUUAGAUUUGAAAUAUAUUUAAUUGUAUUUUUAUUUUAUUUAUGCUGCAUAAAAAGUAUUUUAGCCAAGUUUUAAGAUUUACGUUUUGCAAUU
Xyrauchen texanus (razorback sucker) is the source of this 1131-nucleotide messenger RNA. RefSeq names its product T-cell acute lymphocytic leukemia protein 2-like. Gene Ontology annotation, biological process: regulation of transcription by RNA polymerase II. The transcript is spliced from 2 exons. Bases 239 to 568 code for a protein of 109 amino acids. Gene Ontology annotation, molecular function: protein dimerization activity; DNA-binding transcription factor activity, RNA polymerase II-specific; RNA polymerase II cis-regulatory region sequence-specific DNA binding. The record is from RefSeq and is a predicted model, not a curated record. NCBI's taxonomy places the organism in Eukaryota, Metazoa, Chordata, Actinopteri, Cypriniformes, Catostomidae.